ACACCGACGUAUACACGCAACCCACUACUUCUACUGCUACUACGAGAGUGCUGCUAGUGCCACUGCUAACAAUGCCCACACCAACACCACCACAAACUCUCUCUACUGUUACUUUGUCUUUCUCUCUUUCUGCUACUAACGACGACACAUUCCUCGCUGGCAAGAUUCCCUCUCUGUCCUUCACUUCCUCCCCCCUUUUGCCCUUUUCCCCUCUCCCUCUCCCUCUCCCUCUCCCUCUCCGUUAACCCUAAUAAACCUAAAGUAACCACAAUUUUCUCGACAACCAAACACACCCUUCUCUUCCUCCAUCUCUGCUUAAUCACCUUCUAACAUCUCUCUCUCACCUACCGUCCUAAUUAAAAAAAGAAAAUUAAAUAAAACCAAAUCUUGACCUCCCGUAAUUAAAAACAAAAAUUUAAAGAUGGGUUGCACUAGUUCCAAGCUGGAUGAUCUUCCAGCGGUGGCGCUGUGCCGUGAGCGGUGUAGUUUUCUUGAUGAAGCAAUCAAUCAGCGUUUUAUUUUAGCUGAUGCACAUAGAGCUUACACUGAAUCUUUAAGAACGGUUGGUGUUUCUUUACAUCAUUUUAUCCAACAAGAUUAUGCUGGUAGUGCUGCUGCUGCUGCUUCUUCUUCGUCUCCUGGUUCAUCUCCUACUCUUAAUUUACCGCCUCAAAAGAAAAGGGAUCCAGUACUUACCAACGAAGGCGCAACGGGUUCACCUAAGAAGCACCACUCUCACUCCAACUCUGGUUCGCAUCUUCAUUUCCAUUCUGAUUCUGAUGAGGAUGACGGCGAUGAUGAUUCUAUUCAUCAUUCUGGUCACUCUUCGCCUUUGCAUGACCCCGAUAUGCAGUAUAUGCCAUCGGGAUAUAUGGGUAUGGAUAUGGGUAGAGAAGAGGAUUUGUAUUCAGGAGGUGGAGGUGGAGGUGGAGAUGGAUAUUUGCAUAUGAAUUAUAUGAAGAAUAAAGCAACAACUCCUUCUGUUGUUUAUGAGAAGAGACCUGUAACUCCUGAGACUGUUCAUUUUGGUGAUUCUUCUUCUUCUUCUUCUGCUUAUUAUUAUAAUAGUAGUAAUAAUAAUUAUAAUCCUUAUCCAAUGAAUUACUUCGGUUACCCAAAUUAUGCUGGUGGAACGGCUGGGUACUAUGGUUAUGGGUCCUCUUCUUCCGUUCCGACUCCGGCUGUCGCUUCUUCUUCAAAGCCGCCGCCGCCGCCUCCUCCUCCUCCAACAGCUUCACCGUGGGAUUUCUUGAAUUUGUUUGAGAGUAAUGAUAAUUAUUAUCCGCCUUAUACUCCGAGUAGAGACUCGAAGGAGCUGAGAGAAGAGGAAGGGAUUCCUGAUUUGGAAGAUGAGAAUUACCAACAUGAGGAUGUCAAGGAAGUUCAUGGGCAUGAGAAGUACGUUGAUGGUGGUGGUGGUGGUGGUGGUAAUAAUUUUGCAUCGAAAUCAGUGAUGAUGAAUGAUGGGGAUGCUAAGUCUAAUAAUACUAGUGAGCCAUCACUUUAUCAAGCGAUGCCCAAACCCAGUGUGUCUAUGGAUAAUGAUGGAGGAUUGGAGUAUGAGGUUCAUGUGGUGGAGAAGAAAGUUGUUGAUGAUGAGAGGUCAGAUCAUGACCAUACAAACGCUGGAUUUAAAAUAGGAGGUGGAUUAAGAGAUGUGUCUCAAGUGGCUUUUGAGAUCAAGAUUCAAUUUGAGAGAGCUUCUGAAUCUGGUCAAGAAAUUGCCAUGAUGCUUGAAGUUGGAAGGCUUCCUUAUCACCGUAAACAUGUUUCUAAGAUGUUGCAAGGAGUCGCUCCUUCAUUAUCUGUGGUAUCCUCACAGCCAUCUACUUCCAAAAGUACCGAUGCAUCAUCCUCCACUAACUUGGACAUUGAUGAAGAUUUGGUGAUAAGGUCCAAAAAGCUUUCUUCUACCUUGCAAAAGUUGUAUCUUUGGGAGAAGAAACUCUACAAUGAUGUGAAGGAUGAGGAGAAAAUGCGAGUAGAUCACGACAAAAAGUGCCGUAAGCUGAAGCGUUUGGAUGAGAGAGGUGCUGAAGCCCAUAAAGUUGAUGCAACUCGAAUUUUAAUUAGGAGUCUGUCCACAAAAAUAAGAAUUGCAAUUCAGGGUGUAGAAAAGAUCUCUAUUACGAUAAACAGGAUUAGGGAUGAAGAGCUGUGGCCGCAGCUUAAUCAAUUAAUUCAGGGGUUAACCAGGAUGUGGAAAAGUAUGCUGGAAUGCCAUCAGUCUCAGUGUCGAGCAAUUAAAGAAGCUAAAGGAUUAGGUUCUAUUGGAUCAGGUAAAAAGCUUGGUGAUGAUCAUCUUACAGCCACAUUGAAGCUUGAGCAUGACCUUCUUAGUUGGACUUCAAGCUUCUCUAGCUGGAUAGGAGCCCAGAAGGGUUAUGUGAGAGCCUUGAAUAAUUGGCUUCGUAAAUGUCUAUUAUAUGAACCAGAAGAAACGCCGGAUGGAAUAGCACCCUUUUCACCAGGCAGGAUAGGGGCGCCUCCGGUAUUUGUAAUAUGUAAUCAGUGGGCACAAGCUAUGGAUACGAUAUCUGAAAAGGAAGUCAUUGAUGCUAUGCGCAGUUUUGCCUCAAGUGUGCUUAAGCUCUGGGAACAGGAUAAACUAGAAAUGCGCCAGAGAAUGAUGAUGAACAGGGAUCUGGAGAGAAAAGUUAGGAGUUUAGAUAGACAGGAUCAAAGGAUACACAAGGAGAUUCAGGCAUUAGACAAGAAAAUUGUUCUGGUUACUGGAGAUACUUAUAGUCUUUCAGUGACUGGAAGCAUAGUAUAUCAGAGUGAUACUAGCAAUAGCAGUCUACAAGGGAGUCUGCAACGCAUUUUUGAGGCCAUGGAGAAGUUCAUGGCCGAGUCAAUCAAAGCUUAUGAGGAGCUUAUUCAGCGCACUGAAGAAGAAAGGCUUGCACGGGAGCAUGAGAGAAUUUCUUAGGACUAUAUGGAGCACUUAAAAUAAACCUCUCCUUUAUACUAGUGAUGUUGCUUAUUUUAUGCAACUUAUAGUCCAAUGAGAAAUUGUAUGCAGUACUGGAUCUUCAAAGUACUGCUGUUCCAGUCCUACUCCUGUGGCUUCCUCGUGGAGUCAUGAUUGUUUGAAGUCUUAAAUUGGAGGAAGGCUUAAUCACACGGUGGAUGAUGGUGGAUCUUGGUUCUGUUCCAAGCCAUAUAUCAGAUGGUGAAGAUUUUUGGAGGGAUUGAGUUGUGAUGAUCUCAUCUCACCACCAGUGGCCUUGAUUAUAUUGAGUCAACUGCUGCAUUCGAAUAAUAAACUGGAAUUCAUAAAAAGGGGCAAUAGGCAGUGAGAUCACACUGAUCGACAGUCAAAUUGAGCCCCUGCAUUUUGGCAAAGAACAUGCUGACAUUAUGUGAUGCUUGUUAAUGCCCUGUUGGCACUUUGCGAUCAAGCACCAGGCUUUCAUGGAAGGAGGGCAGGAUUAGCUUGAUAAUUUGAAGGGUACACGGGAUGUGCAACCAGGCCAAUGUAAAGUAAAAGCAGAUUUCAUCUCAAUUUUGCAUUACGCGUUUCAGGUGUAGGUGUACGGGCUGUGUAGAAUGACGCAAGUCAGGAGAAAUGCCCAAACUCGGUUGUAUGAUAAAAAUAAACUUCUCUUGGUUUCUUCUGUCAAUUAUUUAUUUUUGUACAGGCCUUUUCGCUGAAAAGACUCGCAAUAAAGAGUUGCUGAAAAUGUACUAACAUUUUAAUGAUGUUCCUGAUAAGAGUACCAUGUACUUUCGGACUA
Ricinus communis (castor bean) is the source of this 3740-nucleotide messenger RNA. Its product is annotated as protein ALTERED PHOSPHATE STARVATION RESPONSE 1. The record is from RefSeq and is a predicted model, not a curated record. Bases 422 to 2932 code for a protein of 836 amino acids. The transcript has 4 exons. NCBI's taxonomy places the organism in Eukaryota, Viridiplantae, Streptophyta, Magnoliopsida, Malpighiales, Euphorbiaceae.